Parnassius apollo (apollo) is the source of this 1482-nucleotide messenger RNA. Lineage: Eukaryota; Metazoa; Arthropoda; Insecta; Lepidoptera; Papilionidae. The record is from the annotation of a GenBank genome assembly.
AUGCAACCGAUGCGGUUGCAUUGUUUCCCUCGAGUGACUUUAAUCUGCAAUGGCGAAAUCUAUAAUUGUAAACGACUACGAGAUCAAUACAGCUUUGCUUAUGAAACAAACUGUGACGUCGAGGCCAUCAUUCAUAUGUAUAAAAAAUUCGGUAUUGCUGACACUGUUGCACAAUUAGAUGGUGUAUUUGCAUUUUGCUUAAUUGACGGUGAAGCGCGAAAAGUUUACGUUGCACGGGACCCGUAUGGUGUCCGUCCCCUAUUUAAAUUACAAGAUGAUAAGCAGGGAUUAAUGGCUAUUUGUUCAGAGGCUAAAGGUCUCAUCGGUUUAAAACAAAAGGCCAGUGAACAUUCUAGUCUUGGUCAAUUCCCCCCUGGCCACUUCGAAGUUUGGAGUUUAUUAGACGGGGGCAAAGUAAAAUUAGAUUAUGCUGAACGGUACUUCACGCCAGGCAUACCUCCUCAUUUUGUGCCUUAUGUGUCGACAGAGGAACUAGCGAAGUUAAACAGCAUAUAUGAGAAAACUGCAUAUUUGUUGGAAGCCUCAUGUAAAAAAAGGCUAAUGUCUGAUCGACGAAUCGGGUGUCUUCUUAGCGGUGGAUUAGAUUCUUCAUUAAUAACUGCUUUAGUUGUGAAACUGGCUAAAGAGCAUAAAUUGCGUUAUAAAAUACAAACCUUUGCGAUUGGUAUGGGUGAUUCCCCUGAUCUCGCUGCAGCUCGUACGGUAGCCGACUAUCUCGGUACUGAACACCAUGAAGUCAAAUUUGAUGAGAAUGAUGUAAGAAGCGCUCUAGACCAUGUAAUUUAUCAUUUAGAGUCAUUUGAUAUCACCACAAUACGUGCUAGCUUACCGAUGUACCUUUUGUCAAAGUAUAUUAAAGAAAACACGGAUACGACAGUAGUGUUUAGUGGCGAAGGAGCGGACGAAUUAGCACAAGGUUAUAUAUACUUUAGAGAUGCGCCAUCAGCAUCGACUGCUCAUGAAGAAAGUAUUCGAUUACUAUCCGAUAUUUAUCUUUAUGAUGGACUUCGUGCAGACAGAACAACCAGCGCUUUCAGUCUGGAACUUAGGGUACCGUUCUUGGAUAUUCAGUUCACCCACCAUUAUCUCAGCAUUGAACCGAAACUGCGACAACCAGAAAACGGUGUAGAAAAGCAUUUAUUACGCAGUAGCUUCGCUAAAAGCCAUCUGUUGCCAGAUUCUAUUUUGUGGCGACACAAAGAAGCUUUCAGUGAUGGAGUUGCAUCAGUGAAAAAAUCUUUGUUCACGACAAUAUCUGAAAUCAUAGCGGAAAGGUUGCCGGAAAAUAACCAACAAUACGACGGUCUCCAGCCGACCAGCACCGAAUCCAAGUAUUACCGCUAUGUAUUUGAAAAAUCUUUUCCAGGACAGCAUAACUUUACCCCUUAUUACUGGAUGCCAAAAUGGGUUCAAGUUUCAGAUCCUUCUGCGAGAUUUAUCAAACAUUAUGCAGCUACGUGA